AUUGUGCCCGGUAUAUGGCAAUAGGCUCACCCUCUACAUGGUACUCAUAAUAUAAAUAGUGAAAAGUGGGUGUUACAUUAUAUACCUCGUGGCAUUCCGUACCGUAAUGUACACCUUUGCCUACUCCUUCGGGGAUAAAAGGCGUGAUUUUGAAUUAUAAUAUUUUGGGUAUUUAUCAUAUUUGAUGCCAUUAUAAGUUAUCGGAAUGGUAGCAAGGUUAUGGGUCUCAACCUAAGUGUUGAAGUUGAAGAUUGCCAGUAUAAAACCUGGCCCAUAGGUCCCGUGUAUCAGAAGUGUGCUCGACUGUGCUACACUGAACACGACCACAGCAACUCUCGGACUAUGAAACUUCUAGUGUUGACGGCGAUCGUCGCCGUUGUCACCUCGAACCCUCUCACAGAAAAUGAAAAAUGGCCCUGGCAAGUAGGAAAAGAAUACGUCUAUGAUGUUAAUACUUACACCUGGACCAAGUUCGACAAUAGCAACAGCAAUGGCAACGCUUUCAAGUCUCAGUUCGUGAUCCGCGUCCAGGCUCCUGGACAUCUUCUGGCUAAAUUACAAAACCCCUUAUACGCCCAGAUUCAAGGAGUCCUUGAUAUCAACGAGGUUCCUUCUGACUUGAAAUACGAACCUGUUCCGAAAAUCGACGAGGUUUUCGAAAUUUUCGUUGAUGGAGGUCGAGUGCUUUCUCUGAAAGUACCUUCUAGCUUAUCAUCGCUUAAUGAGAACAUACUCAAAGGUUUGAUCAGUGCCCUCCAAGUCGAUCUAUCUACAUUUGGAUAUGUGGACAAUUUCCCCAACAGCUUCGAUAAAAAGACCUUCCAGGGACUCUUCAAGAAAUCGGAAGCUGAUGUUGCAGGCGACUGUGAAACUUUAUACUCAAUUUCUCCAAUUUCUGUGGAAGUACGUCGUAACUUGCAAUCAUUUGCUGAAAACCCCAUCGAGAUCACUAAAAGCAAGAACUACAACUCCUGCAAGAAACGUAUUGGUUUUGCCUUUGGUGUCCCAGAGGGAGCUGGACACGCUUAUGAAGAUGAUGAAAGACAGUUCAUCAAGCACACUACUGAAUCUCGAAUUCAUGCUGGUAAACAGGGAACGAUCUACAAGUCGGAAACGUUAGACACUGUAUUUGUGAGUCCUCUCUUGUUUGGGAAACAAAAAGCUGAAGUCUACAGUUACGUUGGUCUCGUUUUAUCUUCUGUGGAGGUAAUUGGGAACACUGAAUGGGCACAGUCUGCAAACAUCCGCAAUGUUCAAUCACUUUUGCUGGCUAGCUGGUUAGGUGGAUCUGAUGCAUAUUUUAAAGAUGACCCAAAAGAAAUUGAGAAUGCCCAAAAAGUACUCCAAGAAAUUACUCUUCUGCUGCAGGAUUCUAACAAUCUACCCGCAAAUAACUUUUUGUCAAAAUUUAUAUCCCUGGUUCGUUUCAUUGUUUUACUGAAUUCCGAGCAAUUAUCUCAGAUGACAGCGAGUGUUGAAGUCGCUAGAAACGCUAAUACGAAAAGUAAAAUGUGGACCAUCUAUCGGGAUGCAGUUGCACAAGCAGGUACUGUGGCGGCUUUUAAAGAGCUCAAAUCGUGGAUUUUAACUAAGAAGAUAGAAGGUGAAGAAGCUGCUCAAGUUAUUGCAUCUGUAUCUGGCAGUCUAAGUUUUUCGAACAAGGCAAUCAUGAAUGAAUUUAUGGAACUUGCUUUAAGCCCCGAAGUUGUGGAACAAAAGUACCUUAACAGUUCUGCUUUACUGGCCGCUACUAAAUUCAUUCGCUCUGGAAACCAGAACCAAUUUGUGGUGAAAAAGGUUAUUCCUCGUCUUGCUUCAGAACUGAAAAAAGCUAUCGAAGACGAUGACAGCAGCAAGGCUCAGGUAUACAUUAGAAGUCUUGGCAACUUAGCUCACCCUGAUAUCUUAAAGGUCUUUGCUCCCUACUUUGAAGGCCAAGUCGCCAUUACCAAGUAUCUUCGAACACAAAUGGUAAUUAGUCUAAAAACUUUGGCCAACAAGAAGGACAAAUUUGUUCGCGCCGCACUCUUCAGCAUCUUGAGGAACACCGCUGAACCAUACGAAGUCAGGGUCGCUGCGGCUUUGAACAUCUUCUUAGCUUUCCCCACCGCAGAGAUGAUGCAAAUUAUGGCACAUAUGACUAAUGAUGACCCAAGCGUCCAAGUUCGUGGUGUAAUAGCAACCAGUAUUUCCUUUGCAGCUAAUUUGAAGGACCCUCGCUUUGCAGAGCUUGCCAAGACCGCUCAAGCUGUUUCGAGUAUCGUAUCUAAGGAAAAAUUCGGGUACCGUGCCUCUGCCGACAGUAUUAUUGAUGACUACAUUUCCAGUGAUGACCUGGCCCACUUCAGAGAAUUGUCUUUCAUCGGUAGCAGUGACAGUUUCCUGCCCAAGUAUCAUAGGUCAGCUUUGAGAUUAAGAAGCAGUGGGUUAACCGAAGAAGACUGGAUCAGUUUUUCCGUUUCUGACGUACGAGACUUACUCAACUACCUUCAGAACCUUUUCUUUGUCGAAGGAUUUACAUCAGAACCUGACCUAAAAUUUUCUGCGAAGAAAGUAGCUCAAGAACUUAACAUUAAGCGAGACCACCGAGACCCAAUUGAAGGCGCAUUAUUUAUUGAUAAUUUAAACCAACAAAGAUUGUUUACUUUCGACGAAAAAGCACUUCCUAAUCUGUUUUCUGAAUUAGUUCAAGGACUAUAUAAUAGAGAUGAGAAACAAUAUACGAAGAUUAUAAUCGGCAAACAAGUUAUUGUUACCUUCCCUCUAGCCACUGGUAUGCCUUUUGUUUAUGCAUACAGUGAGCCUAGUUUGUUCAACAUUGAAGGCGAAGCUUCUUCCAAAUUUACCGUAGCAAGGACUCCCUCACUCCACUAUAAUAUUAGAUUCACCUAUUCCCGAAAUUUGGACGGCAGUGUUGGUUUCUUAGACACUAUUAGUGGAGUCUACGCUAGCAGUGGAGUUAUUAACAAAUUAGAAUACUUCAUCCCUGCCAAGUUUUCUGUUAAACCGAAGAUUAAUGAAAUAACGUUUGACAUUGAUUUUCCGGAAAAAGAUGCCAACCUAAUUCACAUGAGUGUAUUUCCCUACACAUCUUUGCAAAAAAUGCAUUCUACAUUGACAGUAUCUGAAGAUCCAUCGACAAAAGUCAUUAAACGCUCUACUCCAAUUCUGGCUACUGACAUAAAUAUUGGCGAGUCUGCUGGUGUCAGCCUUAACCUGAAAGGACACUCAUAUUCCAACGAUUUCAAGAAAAAUAUUUUCGCUUCUGACAUUUUGACGAACGUUCGCAAUUUGCUGUACCAGAAUGACAUUUCUUAUACGCAAUUUGAAUUAAAAUACGUAGCUAAGGAAACUAAAAACAAACAUUUUACUUCCACGUUAUUGUUUGAUACUCUAUACGAUCACAAAGGGGAUGAUGAAAUUGGACCAGCUGAUCAACUUCUUGAUAUUGCCCCCAACAGUGCGCAUCGUCGUAAACAACUAGCUGAUCGAGUUGCAUCGGAAAUUGAAUAUGCUAAAGUUCGAAUUGUUGACAUCAGUGCUGUAUUUGAGGGUCAAGACAAAAAAGAGUUUGUAUUUACCGCAGCUUUAGCCAAUAGUGCAGCAGACAAUAAAGUUCAAGCUAUCGUAUUUGCUAGUGGUGAUGAGCAAAUUAAUGCCGUUUUCAAAGUAGUAAAGCCGAAGGUAGUCCCAUUAAAUUUUGAGAAGGCUUUGAAGAAUGAAAUUAAAGUAGAAUAUGAAGCUGAUUUCAAGUAUGGAGACUCGGAAAAUAUUAUUUUUAAAGGUUAUGGUCAACGUAGCAAGGAAUAUACUGAAAGAUUAUCUAAUGAUCCUUUAGCAAAGCAAUGCUUGCAAGAGAACUUCUAUCAGAGGAAUUGUUACAAAAUGAUCAUCAAGGCACACGCACCUGACUACUUUAAGGGUACUGUGACGUACAAAGAUGUUAACCCUGUGCUGUUGAAUGCCACCUACAAAAUAUACAAUAUUUUCAAACACUUUACGACUUGGGAAGAGGACGAGGACCUGCUGAAGGCUACUGAAGAUGGUAAAGUGGAAAUUGAAGCGAAAGCGUUCUAUUACGAUAACUACAUCAACUACAAAUUCAACACCAAGUAUGGAGAGUUCCGCAUGAACAAUGUCGAGGGACGUUCCUACUACCCCUACGCUAUGGCUAUCUACACGCCCAUUACCCACUGGGAGCGUUCCUACAACUGGUUCACUGGCUACCAACAUUUGCCUUUUUGUACUAUUGAUGAUAACAAAAUCUGGACAUUUAGCGGCAGAAGCUACAACUACAAUCUAACUACUUCGUGGCACGCUGCUAUGGUGGAUGAGACAGGAGAAAACGGCAAUAAACUAGUCUUCCUUGUUAAAAAACCCAGUGAUAAUGAUGACGCAGAGGUCUACGUUUCCUACCACACUGUAACGGGGUAUAAUGUGGAGAUCAAAAUUAAUACCAUACAAUAUGAAGUCACCAGUAACGCAAGGGAGAUCAGCGACAAUUAUGUUAGCACAUAUUAUGAUGAUGUCUUAAAGAUUCCUGUCGUGGAAUACUAUUACGUAGUCGAGGACCAUUAUCAAGUAUACAGCUUGAACAACGGAGCCAUCCGUUUCAUUUACGACGACCACCGCCGCCUUGUUAUCUUCUCCGAUGAUCACCGCAGCACCACCAGGGGUCUUUGUGGACAGAGCACUUCCCAACCCACCGACGACUAUAUGACUCCUUACGGUCUCGUGGAUCUCCCGGAGCACUACGGAGCCUCCUUCUCUUUGGAAGGUGAAGACAGCGAUCCUAAGACCGUGCAACUGAAGAAGGAAGCCAAACUGAAGGCGUACCAGCCUGUCACCCAGUACACCAACAUUCUCCGCUCUGAUGAUGAGUGGAGCAAAAUCUAGGGCUAACUAGUCAAUGAGAUGUAAUUAUUGUAAUUUUGACUAAACAUUGCAAUAUAACUGAAUGACGAUAUACGACUGAAUUUCAACAUCUGUAGUUUUUUUGUGUAAAAAUAUACCAAUCAUGCAUAUAUUUUCAAAGAAUAGGAGUAGUUAU
Messenger RNA from Spodoptera littoralis (African cotton leafworm), 5050 nucleotides. Lineage: Eukaryota; Metazoa; Arthropoda; Insecta; Lepidoptera; Noctuidae. The record is from the annotation of a GenBank genome assembly.